Molecule: messenger RNA, 2835 nt
Organism: Cyclocybe aegerita
Lineage: Eukaryota; Fungi; Basidiomycota; Agaricomycetes; Agaricales; Hemipholiotaceae
Source: the annotation of a GenBank genome assembly
AUGUCUUUCAGCAACUUUCCUGGUAAUCAGACUCAGGCCUCCCAGUCUGCUUUUGGCUUCGGUGAGUGGCUUGUUGGAUAUGUCACUGUCCGCAGUGUGCUGACGUUCGGUGACCUCAUCUUUCUCCAAUCUUUGAACUGCCAACUACCCAAACUCUCUGGAUCCCCGGAAUUGUCUGGAUCUCUCGACGCGCUGGAUCUGAACGAACCCGACUUUGAACGAUUGAACCAAAUCGACCAAAUCGCGAACGAGGACGUCGAGAUGAAGAAAUUCGACGACGAUUCUGAUUCUGACGAUGAUGAACAGGCUCCUGAAUCAGACUACGCAGCGUAUCUUGUAAUCGACACGAAUAUAAUCUUGCACCAAUUUGAGGUGCUCUCGCAGUUUGUCAAAGACGUGGAAAGGGGAGAGGUGCCCGUGGUGAUUGUUGUCCCUGGGGCGGUGAUAAUGGAGCUCGAUGGGCAAAAGAAGCGCGACGGGCUGGCGUGGUUCGCCCGGCGUGGCUCAUCGUGGCUGCUCCAGAAAGUAAGAGAGAGAAAGUGCGUCAAGGGCCAGGCGCUCGAGGAGACGCUCAAGUUGUCUGGGAGUUGGAAGAAACACGAUCCCGGGGAGAUAACGAGUUCGGAGAUGUACAAUGACAACUUGAUCCUGGACUGCUGCAUGUUCUUCAAGGAGAGGAAGUUUACGCUGCUGUGCAGCGCGGACAACAAUCUGUGCAUCAACGCGCAGACGCAAGGAAUUCCAAGUAUAACUCCGAGCAGGUUCUGGAGCAGCCGUGAACUUGCAUACGGCAUAUAUGGAGACAAGGUGGACCUGAGCCAGUUCGGGGGCCACAAGGAGAGCUACAAGAAUGAAGAUCGAGCAGCUCCUGUUACUGCGCCUGCGCAGGCAGUGGACGAAGAUGACCGAAUGCAGCUGGAUGAUGAAGACACAUCUGAGACGUGGAAGUCGGAGGACCCGCUAAAUAUGCUGCACGAGGCGGUGAUCGACCACUUUACAAGGCUCUUGGUCGAGCUGGUGGGUAAGGUCGGGGGCGAGGAACAUUACACGCUCUGGAGCGCGCAGAAGUGCCUGGAGUACCUGAAUGGGCGUAAACGCGUCAAGGCGGCGAACCCACGUGCAGAAGUGUUUCUGCUACGCCCUCGAGAAGGAGGCGGCGGGCGACCCGGGAAGGAAUGGGCGCGCAAGGACUGGGAGGUCGCGCUGGAUAACCUAGGCGAUGUUGGGCGCACAGUCGUCGUCCUCUCCUCCGUAACCUGGUAUCUCGCAAUCGCCCCCGCCGCAUAUCUCUCAGAACUCGAGGUCCCCGUUCUCGACAACUCGACCCGCUGGAAUGCAACCGCCCAUGGCCAGGUAGAAAGGGUCCAGCGCAUCAUCCACCAGACAUGGAAGUCAGAGACUCUGCCUCCUCGCUGGCGUGGCAUCUCCCAGGCAUGCAGAGACAUGAUGCCCGACUACGAGUACAAGCUCUGGACAGACGCAAGCUCCCGCGAGUUCAUUGCAGAGUAUUACCCCGACUUCCUCGAUACCUUCGACAACUACAGGUACCCCAUCCAGCGCGCUGACGCAAUCCGUUAUUUCGUCCUCCACCACUUCGGCGGCGUUUAUAUCGACCUUGAUAUCGGCUGUCUGCGCCCCAUGGACCCCCUCCUCGUCUACCCAGCCAUCCUCCCCAAAACUAUUCCCGUCGGUGUGUCCAACGACCUCAUGUUCGCCGAAAAGGGCCAUCCAUUCCUCGAGCAGACAAUCCACAACCUCAUUAAUUUUGACCACGACUGGAUAUUGAACUACCCGACCGUCAUGUUUUCCACGGGCCCCAUGUUCUUAUCUGCUCAGUAUGGUCUCUAUACCGCCACACACGCAAAAACGGCACUCCAGGACAUCCGCAUUCUCCCCAAGUCGCUCUAUGGGAAGAACGCGCGGGAAGACGAGGCACCUCAUUCCUUCUUCUCCCACUUCUACGGAAGCAGUUGGCACGCGGAUGACGCCGCCUUCAUUGGCUUCUUGGGUCACUGGGGAAAGCUCUUGAUGUGGAUUGGGCUCUUCAUCCUUAUCAUUGGUCUUAUCAGACUACCGUCCAAGCAGCGCAGAGGCUUCAGCCGGCGGAUUGGGGGUUACGACAUCGUACUUCCGCGGCUCUCGCGCUCGGGGCGCUGGCAUUUCCACCUCGGCCGCUCGUCGUACUCGGCCUCGUCAGGCACGUCGACGCAGCUCCCGUCCCCGCUCGACAGCAGUGAGGCGAGCUCGCCCAUCGACACGGACGUCCCCUUGCUCCACUUGCCGUUUGAUGUGGAGACGCCGAGCCAGGAGCGCGAGGAGGAUGCGUUUGUGGACCCGUAUGCGGGCAGAGUGCAUAGCCCGCUCGUAGAGGCGUUCCGGCGUGUGCGCAGCCGUGUUUCAUCGAUGGCUGGCGCGAGGGAGGAGCCGCCCGAUACACCCGUGCGCGGCAGGUCACAGCCCAGCAGAGGCGUGUUGUUCUUCUUGCCCGCCAUUUUCACUCAGGCACCCGAUAUCGAGCUGCAGCCUGCGCCUCCCGGCAAUCGAUCCUUGACCGCGUCAAGGCCAGUGGCUGUAUCGUCAUUACCCCGGCAUGCGUAUCGCUCGUCGGGCUACCCGCCGGAGAAGGAGCGAUAUUUGCAGCCUGAUCUCGAGUCAGGGCGGGCUUAUCCGUCAAGUUCGAACGACGAAGAGGAGUACGCUUCGCUCAUAGACCUGGGUAGUACCAGUGAUGGAACGGCGCCUAUACGGACAAGUGUGGAGUCAAGAAGCAGGUCUUCAUCCUCGACGACGCUUACAGAUCUACAACCUACAGACGCUUGGGAAUGGCAUUCAUGA